Molecule: messenger RNA, 2356 nt
Organism: Physcomitrium patens
Lineage: Eukaryota; Viridiplantae; Streptophyta; Bryopsida; Funariales; Funariaceae
Product: chaperone protein dnaJ C76, chloroplastic
Source: RefSeq, a predicted model, not a curated record
ACGAAACAAAACGAAAAGAAACGAGAGGAUCCUCGCUGGUGCUGCUGGUGUUCCUACUUCGGCGUCGAUCCAGCCCCCCAUCUGAGCGGCUCACGCACAAAGGAGAAUCCCGAGAGAGAGAGAAUGUGUCGGUCAUGUCAAUUAUAAAAGCGGGCAGCCGCUGGACGGGGAAGCGUAAAGCUCGUGCUUUAGACUUGAGUGUAGCAUGAGACUUGAGAAGGUGGGGCGUUUUGGUUAAGUCUGAGCGGAGAAGCGUGUGAGGGACCGAGCGAUUGUGCACGUGCUUGUGCGAUCGGCUGGAGUGGGGCUUGGUAAAAGCAUCCUAGGUUGUGUGGGUUUGAAAACUAGCUUAUCAAGGUGCGGAGAAUUCUUCUCCCGGGGGUGAAAGAUCAUCGUGCUGGAGGACUUGGCGGUUCCGUGUUGCUGAUCGCGUCCUCUCUCGUUGCGGAGCUCGACAUUUGGAACCCAUGGCGACGGCUCAGUUACAAGGUUGUUGGGAUUCGGUAGGCUUGGGAGCAUUGCCCUCCAGUAUGGGUAAAGUCGAAGGCCUUCGAUCUCGUCGACUUCCUUUCUGCAGCCGAGAAACGAACUUCAAAGCAUUUCGUGUACGCAGAUAUCCGUGCCAAAGAAACAAAGUUACUGCAGCACACACAGGAAAAGGAUCGAUGAUCGACCACAGUUACGACGUGUAUGAGCUCUUGGGAGUAAAAUCUGAUGCGUCGAUGCCUGAGAUCAAGCAAGCGUACAGAUGGUUGCAAAAGAGAUGUCAUCCGGACAUCGCGGGGCCUAUCGGUCAUGACAUGGCCAUACUGCUUAACGACGCUUACGCCACGCUCUCGGAUCCCAACCAGCGAGCUGCGUACGAUGUGAAGCGCGUUGAAAGAGCUGAAUUUGAUGGCUAUACUGGAAAACCCUUAUAUUCGAAGUGGUUAGGUCCUGCUGAGGAGGGCCGAGCAAUUUUUGUGGACGAAUCGCACUGUGUGGGAUGCCUAAAGUGUGCUCUUAUUGCCUCCAAUACAUUUGCAAUCGAGACCCGUUACGGCCGAGCCCGAGCAGUGGGACAAUGGGGUGACUCGGAAGGCACUGUUAACGAUGCAAUCCGGGCUUGCCCAGUGGACUGCAUCUCUUUUGUACCGAGAGAGAAGCUUCCCGCAUUGGAGUUUGUUAUGACCAAGCAACCCCGGUUCGCUGUUGGAAUUGAUGCGCACUCGAAUGGAGGCCAUAGAGUUGAAAACGUUUUCACGGCCACCGAGAAAUUUCUGAAAAAGUGCGCGGAGCGAGAGCGAUCAAAGAGGCCACAUUUCCAGGAAACGGGGGCUCAGAAGCAGGCACGAAUGGCAGCUGCAGAGAAUAUCCAAACUCGAGCAGGUCGGUGGUGGCAUCAUUUCGUUGGUGCAAAUCCUUACGAUUCCAAUUCCGAUUCAGCCUCAUUGCGUGCAUCCAGAGGAGCAAUUGUGCCGCUAAGCUGGGUGCCUACAAUGGAUAGAAAUUACCCUGUCUCUGCGCCGAGAUGGCAGCCAAACUUUGGCUUACCCGAAGAUAUUGGUCCACUACUUGAAGCAGCAAGAAGGCGAAGACAAGGGAAUGACAUAGAGGCUGAGCAAGAGAGGGAAGUACUUGUAGAAGAAGACUAUUGGUCUCCCAUACAGCCCUUCUACACAUCUACUCCUAAUGAUGAGGAACCCUUAACUGACUCAAGAGGCCAUAAUCCAAGUUCACAUGGAAUUUCUGAGACUCAGAUGGACGAUGUACUAAGUGGCUGGCUGAAAGCUAUCUUAUCAACAGCCCCUGUGGCUGUUUCUGUGAUUGGCGCUGUUUUAGCUGGAAUGACGCAUGGAUUGGGAGCUGCAAACUCAUUCGAAUUUGCAAACAAAGCCGGGCCGCUGCCAGUUGAAGUCACCUCUGGUUUGUUCCUGCAAAUUUUCCUAGCAGCUGCAGUGUGGUACAUGAUUGGUGCCGUAGUCUGCGAACUAAUAACAUGGUUAGCUGUGAUGAGACAUGAGAGGAACAAGGGUGCAUAAAGGAACAGCCUAAACCCGUUGAGAACCAUAGCAGUCGCAAACAACCACCAAAAAAUUCGUUGAAAUCAUUGAGGAUCGUCCUCAAGUAGCUAACAGAAUUAGAAUGUAUAUAGAGAACAAUUAAAAUAAGGUUUUUAGCAACCAAGUAAGGGAACCCUAUGCAUUGUACCAAACAAUGCAUUGGGUUCACGUCUUGCAGUUUAUCAUUGUAAAUUAUUUAACACGUAGUACAGUCGUUACAUUAAAGAAUUGAUUAUGAAGGAUUCUUGGGUUUGGUCUUAUGCACACAGCAUACGACUAGUCAUCAUAUAACAAGAGAUGGCCCAAUGCAUCAA